Molecule: messenger RNA, 872 nt
Organism: Carassius carassius (crucian carp)
Lineage: Eukaryota; Metazoa; Chordata; Actinopteri; Cypriniformes; Cyprinidae
Product: CXXC-type zinc finger protein 4-like
Exons: 2
Coding region: 3-872 (289 amino acids)
Cellular component (GO): nucleus
Molecular function (GO): zinc ion binding; methyl-CpG binding
Source: RefSeq, a predicted model, not a curated record
UCAUGUCUAAUCUUAACAAUGCACUUUGCAUCGAAAGCGGCCAGAGCACCGACUUGUCACUCUUGCAAAAGGAUACUCUUCAGGACGGUGGAUUAAGCCAGCUGUUGGAUUACAAUGCGGAAAUGGAAAGGUACAGGUCAUUUGCAAACUUUUACAAAUGCAAUGGGGCAUUUCCACAGACUGCUAAGAUCGCCCGCAUAACGACACCGAUUUUCCCCAGCGCCAGAAUCGGCGUGUCCCCUUGGAACUGUGAUAACGGCAUGCUCUGGGGAAGGAAAUCAGCAGCAAUAAACCCUAAUAGGACCGGCAUGCAUAGAAAUGACUCCCAGAGGCCGGGGAAACCUGGCGUGCCGCCAGAGACGCUGCAAAUGGCAAAUAAUAAUUUCCUCUCCAGCUUAUCCCCCGAACACUGCAGACCUUUAGCUGGAGAAUGCAUGAACAAGCUGAAAUGCGGUGCUCCCGAAGCAGAGAUAAUGAAUCUCCAGGAACGUGUUGGAACUUUUUCCGCUAUUCCGGCUUUAGGGGGCAUCUCAUUACCUCCCGGGGUCAUCGUCAUGACAGCCCUUCACUCCCCCGCAGCCUCAGCAGCCGUUACAGACAGUGCGUUUCAAAUUGCCAAUCUGGCAGACUGCCCACAGAAUAAUUCCUCCGCAUCCAGCGGGAACCCGGCGAAAAAGAAAAGGAAAAGGUGUGGGGUCUGCACGCCUUGCAGGAGGCUAAUCAACUGUGGAGUGUGCAGCAGUUGUCGGAACCGUAAGACGGGUCACCAGAUCUGCAAGUUUCGGAAAUGCGAGGAGCUCAAAAAGAAGCCUGGCUCAUUGCUAGAGAGAACGGCAGUAAACACCGGGGAAGCGUUUCGAUGGUUCUUUUAG